Molecule: messenger RNA, 1741 nt
Organism: Arabidopsis thaliana (thale cress)
Lineage: Eukaryota; Viridiplantae; Streptophyta; Magnoliopsida; Brassicales; Brassicaceae
Product: PLATZ transcription factor family protein
Exons: 4
Coding region: 719-1360 (213 amino acids)
Source: RefSeq, marked reviewed
AAGGAGGUUGGGUUGGUCGACUUUGCUAAGAUAAGAGAAGAGAGACUGACUCUCUCUCUCUCUAACUCUUCAUUCUUCUCUCUUUUACCUUCUCUCCAAGAAAUCUUCACUUUCUCUCUAGAAAAAAGUUGGAAGCUGACUCGAUAAAGACUCUCUUUUUCUUCUUCUUCCUGCAAAUGGCGAUCGAGGAUCAAGAGAACACAAUCCGUGAAAUCAAACCUAAGAACAGAAGAAUCAUGGUACUUUUUUAAAACAAUACUCUGUUUCUAUGUUACUUCUUCUCUGCUCUGUUCUUCAAAUGUGCAAUGGUUUCUAUGUGUUUUAGCUUCUGGGUUUGGGGUUUUUGAUUGAAUUUGAAAGUUAAAACCUUGAAAAUGGUGAAAAGUUGUUGUUUUUUUUCUUUUCAAUUUAAAAUGGGUUCUUCAUUGAAGUGCUCUGUUUUCUUUUUUUGUAUACCUAACAAAAAGAUUUGAUUUUUUUUUUUGAUUUUGAAGAAUCAGAACAAUGCUCGAUUCCGUUAGUUAAAUUUUACUUUAUUUGGUGUCACGAAUUGGUACAAUAUGCUUUUUUCAUUAGAUACCAAAUUAUAUACUUUUAAACUCUUAGAAAUCCAGUGAAAUAGUGAGCACGAAUCUGAAAAAGAUAAAUGGAACAGAAUCAAAUUUCAAACUUCUAUCACAAGAUUAAUUCAAUGAAUUGAAAUGAAGGUUUAAGAGUUAUGUCUCAAUGUUCUCUUGAGGGAGCUGGUGGUCCGGAGGAAGAGGAGAACCGGUGGCCGCCAUGGUUGAAACCUUUGCUUAAAGAGCAAUUCUUUGUUCAUUGCAAGUUUCAUGGAGACUCUCAUAAGAGUGAAUGCAAUAUGUAUUGCUUAGACUGCACCAAUGGCCCACUUUGCUCUCUUUGUCUUGCUCAUCACAAGGAUCAUCGCACCAUUCAGAUAAGGAGAUCUUCUUAUCAUGAUGUUAUAAGGGUGAAUGAGAUACAAAAGUAUCUUGAUAUAGGUGGGAUCCAAACCUAUGUGAUCAAUAGUGCUAAAGUCGUCUUCCUGAAUGAGAGGCCUCAGCCUAGGCCUGGGAAAGGAGUGACCAAUACCUGCAAGGUUUGCUAUCGUAGCCUCGUUGAUGAUAGCUUCCGCUUCUGCUCUCUUGGCUGCAAGAUUGCUGGAACAUCAAGAGGCUUUGAAAAGGGAAGGGAGAACCUGCUAAUGGAAACAGAGGAUUCAAGUAGCAGCAUUGCAAUUGGGAAGAACAUUACAAAUCUCCAGAGUUUCAGCCCAUCAACACCUCCACUUACUACAUCUAGUAACUGCAGAAUCGUCAAGCGAAGAAAGGGAAUUCCUCACCGAUCUCCAAUGGGAUAAGAACCGAGAUUACACACAGGUUUUAGCUAAUACAGAGGCUUCUUCUGUCUCUUAUCUUUCCUCGUAUACCAAAAGAAAUGGUCUUUUGCUUGUGUUAGCAAAAAAAGAAAGGCCUUAAGUUAGGUUUUGUUGUCCUACUACUUGGGCAAAUAUGUGAAUAUGUAAUGUGCUUUGUAUAUGAUGCAAAAAGGGUAGAAAUGGAAAUAUAGGGGUUUUAGUGGGCUAAAAGUAAGAAUAAAAACAAAAUUAGUUUUUGGUUUUCAUUUAUGUAUGCAUGGUGUAAAUUUGGUUUGGUUAGGUGCAUACAUGGAUCUUGAAUAAUGAAUAAUAACAAUAAAUUAAUAAUGAGAAUACCUACCUUUGUGUAUUUUUUGCGAUUUU